CCCUCAACCUGCAGGGAACGGCUGAGGCUGAGGGUUUGAGGCCAGUUAUCCAUUAACCCACAGUGGUCGCUGCACGCUGGGAACAGAUUUGCCAUGGAGCUCUUCAGGCACGGUCUUGUAUUCACUACUGUGCUCCUUAUAGUUUGUAUCGCUGGACCCCCCAAUGGCGCUUUGGCAGAGCCAUCAUUGCUCAUCCACAACAUGGACAUUGAGUGUAAGGUAACAUCGCGCUUUGCUCACACUACGAUUGUUGCUGAGAUUGAGAACCAGUUAAAUUCAUCACAUGAAGCCGUGUUUGAUGUGGAACUUCCCAAAACAGCGUUCAUAACCAAUUUCAGCAUGACCAUUGAUGGAAUCACGACUGUUGGUGUAGUGAAAAAGAAGGCCGAAGCAGACGAGCAGUAUGAAAGAGCAAUAUCCAAGGGCCAAAACGCUGGACUGGUUCAAUCUAUUGGACGGAAAAUGGAGAAUUUUAAAAUCUCGGUCAAUGUUAGAGCACGGGCUACAGCGAUAUUUAAACUGACAUACGAGGAAUUGCUGAAAAGACACCAAGGGAUAUACCAACUGCAACUGAAAGUGGAACCCAAACAGCUGGUAGAAAAUUUUCAGAUAACAGUAGACAUAGUAGAACCUCAAGGAAUCAGCUUUGUCAAUGCAUUUGGAGGUUUCUUGACCAAUGAGCUAAUGGAUACAGUUCAGAUCGAUCACAACCAGAACAAGGCUCACAUUGUGUUUAAGCCGACACUGGAGCAGCAGCGUAAAUGUCCAGGAUGCACAGAGACUCUUCUGGACGGCGACUUUGUCAUCAAGUACGAUGUCAACAGAGAGAUGUCUGCCGGAAAUAUACAGAUUGUCAAUGGGCAUUUUGUGCACUACUUUGCUCCCAGCAUACUUGACAGGGUCCCCAAAAACGUGGUGUUUGUUAUUGACUGCAGUUUGUCCAUGAGAGGCCGCAAGAUAAAGCAGACAUACGAGGCCUUCAUUAAAAUUCUGUCAGAUUUGCCUGAGGAAGAUCACUUCGGAAUUUUGAAAUUUAGCAGCAAUGUAGUAAAAUGGAACGACGCCCUCCUGAAAGCAACGCCCGACAAUAUCCAAAGUGCAAUGAAAUUUGUGAGCAAAAUCAAGGCAAAGGGAGGAACUGAUAUAAAUUCAGCUUUAUUAUCUGCCAUCAAGAUGCUGAAAGACGGGCGAGAAGCUGAAAUAUUCCCAGAAAUCAGCGCUUCAUCUAUAAUAUUCCUCUCUGAUGGAGACCCAACGCUUGGUGAAACCAACAUUGCUACAAUAAUGAAGAAUGUGCAGCAAGCCGCUGAUGGUGUGGCAACGUUGUACAGUUUGGGAUUUGGUGCAGACGUAGAUUAUAGUUUCCUAGAGAAAAUGUCCUUAGGAAAUGGUGGUCUGGCGAGACGAAUAUAUUUGGAUUCUGACUCCGCUUUACAGUUGCAGGAUUUCUACAAAGAAGUGGCAAACCCUGUCCUCCUUGAUGUCAACCUGAGAUACCUCAAUUUACCUGUCAAUGAUUUAACCCAGAACAGCUUCAAAUAUUAUUACCAAGGCUCUGAAAUAGUUGUAGCUGGACAAAUAGACAGUAACAAUGUAGACAUUCUCAUCGCCGAAGUUGCGGCACAAGGUAUGACUGAUCCUUUUUCCAUGAGAGUAGAGACCGAUAUAAGGAAUGAUGUGGAAGUAGGGGCAGAACAAAAAUACAUAUUUGGAGACUUCACUGAGAGAUUGUGGGCUUAUCUGACCAUAGAUCAAUUACUGACCAAGAGAAUUUCAGCUGGAGGUGAAUUAAAUAAGAACUUCACAGAGAAGGCGCUCGACCUGAGCUUGAAGUACAACUUUGUGACUCCUCUGACGUCAUUGGUUAUUACCAAAUUAGAGGAAAGUGAUGACUCCAUAACAAUGGUGGCAAAGAAGCCAAAGGAGGAUAGUAAGUUUUCAGAUGUGCCUGCUGUUUCUUCACCUUCAUUUGGUGCUAUGUCACAAUAUAUCCGGACAGCAGCCAGGUUAAAAACAAGGAAACCAGUACGCUUAGAUUGUUUAUCGUUUCCCGUACUUAUUAGUGCUGCUGCUCUCCCAGAGAAGAUGUGUCUUGGAUUUUCUGAGCCUCCAGGUGGAAUUGUAAACUUAUUUCACAAUUCAGACAGAGGGAUCACUCUUAAUGGGAAACUUGCUGCAGAUAACAACGGCUUUGAUAAACUUGGACUUGUGCACAAGAAGAAGAUGGUGUCCAUUGAGAUAACUGCCGAAAACAUCACAGUGACAAAAGGUCGAGAUACACAGGUUUACCCAUGGACAGCAGUGGCACAAACAUUAUGGGUUGUAAAGAAAGAAGUUGAUACAUUAGUCGCAUCAUUGGAGCCUGGACUGAAGGUCAUUAUCUCUUUGGUAAAACAUCUGGAUCUUCUCAAGCUUCAAGUGGAGAGCAAAAGAAGAGAUUCCAAUUACACCAUUGGACUAGUUAGCCAUGUGACAAGUGAUAACAACAUUACUGUAACAUUUGGUGACAUCAGCAUCCAUGGCAAAAGCUUUCCUUCCAGUCGCUCCUGCUCAUGUGAUGUCACUUCUUUUGGAGUAAAAAAUCAAGGAUGUUGUGUGACAUUUACAUCUGAUGAUCUGACUGCAGAAGCGAAUAAUAUUGUAGAAAAUAUUUUUGAUAUUCCUCCUGCUUAAUGUGGACAAGCCCAAAUACAUCAUAAAAUAGUAUAAAAUAGUAACCAGCUCAAGACACACAGAGAAUAAAGAACCACGAGUGCAUGACUUCAAACGUUUUCUGUGAAUUAUUAGCAAGACUCCAGAAGAUGUACAAUUUGUACCAGCUGUACAUAUAUAACGGCAGUUGAAGUCGUACGUUUACAUACACCUUACUCACAUUUGCUAAAAACUCAGUUUUUCACAAUUUCUGAUAUACUCUUGUGUAUUGAUCCGUGUCGUUUUCCUGAUUUUCACCUCAGAAUGAACCAUGCUGUACCACACCCUCUCUUCCUUCCCAACGCAUCUCUCCCAUAGAAGUUAUAGUGUUAACAGGGGACAUUUAACAAUCAUAGCUCCUCUUUUUAUCUAGCACUGGGGUUAGAAUGAAUAGCUCUAUAUGAUCAUUUUAUGCUAGGGACAUUAGGUGGCCUUGACGUGGCGAGUGGGCUUUGUACCUUUUGAUCAAAACAUAUAUACUAACAACCUGUUAGUUUUUGUUAUUAUGCUGAGAAGCAAUUAGAUCAUAAUACAAAAUUGUGGAUGUGCGGCCAGGUCUGUUUUUUCUACCAGAAUUCACUCUAUAUGAUCAUGGUAUCACCUCCAGAUGGUCAUAAUUGUUAUUCUGAUCUGAUUUUUUGUCUCUUACAUUUGGUCUAUACCUUCAGGCUGAAUAUAGGUCAUGCCUGUGCUGCCUGUUUUGUCUCUCCUAUCCUAUUCCCCAGGAGUUUUAAUUGAGUAAUCCUGUAGUGGCUCUUCCCUUUGAGCACCAGCUUCUUCCCCACCAUCUCCUUCACCGAUCAUUGUCUCUUUAUGCAGCUGCUCUUGGUUCCAACCCUGGAACCCUGCCACCAAUGUUCCUUCUUAGGUCUAGCACCCUCCAUGCUGGCGUGGCUGGGACUGCUGUGUUUGCCACACCUCCAAGUUGGCAAAAGGAGACAGAAGCGCUUCCAUGUCCAGGACCACCAACAAGUAUGUUGAAAAAGAAGGUGAAUGUUAUGCUCACCUAUCACAGUUGUGCAAUAACGAGGCACAACGCUCAGAGGACAAUAAGGAGAUUGCAUAUGAUGCUUCGAGGCUGCUGCAGCCUUCCCACGCCAGGAUGGCGUGUGAAAAAUCAAAGCAGGACACAAUGGAAAUUAGGGAAGUAUUCCCGCGCUGCCAAACCUCAAAGGAAAGGUAAGAGUUGAUGUUUUUGAAAAUAUCAAUUUAUUAAACCACACACAACGCGUUUCAAAGCCAAGACAGCUUUUUCAUCAGGCGUGUAAUACAUAUAAAAUUGUCAGUAUUUAUAAGAAAAAAAGGGGGGAGGUGGGAGUGCAAAAUUAGACCAAAACGGAAAUGACAAGUAAAUGGGAGGAGUAUAGUCCAUGGAGGGCUCCAUACAUACAAACAAAAACCAUUUGCAGUAAAUAAUAAUAAAAUCCAGAUAUUAAAAAUAUAAAAGCAUACACUUUCAAAUAAAUACAUAUCAAAUCACAUGAGCUUAUCUUACAGUCCUCGAUCAUCUCAUAAAGCCCUUCUGGAUUCAAAGUGUAUUUUAAAAAUCCAGAAUGACUCCCAAUUUAUCAAUUGUUGAAAACGAUUUAAAAAAUCCACUGGGAUGGAGUCAAUAACACACAGAGAAAGGCCAUUCAAAUCGCCGCCAUGAACUAAAGUCAUGUGCCGUGAUAAACUAUGUAACAUGAAUUUAUUAUUAAUAUUAUAGCGAUGUUUAUUAAUUCUUGCAUGCAAAGUCUGUAUAGUGCGGCCAACAUAUUGGGUACUGCAUUUGCAUGUUAUUAAAUUAACUACAUAAGAUGAUGAACAGUCAGCAUAUGUUUUUAAUAUAAAAUUCUCGCCUGUAGAUUUAGAACUAAAACUGACUGUUCCACCUUUUGGUAUCCAAGAGCAACAAAGACAUCUAGGAUUUUUGCAUGCAAAUGUACCUGCACUAAUAGAAUUCUUGCCAGAAUAAAUAGAUAGUUUUUGUUCCUGAUUUUUUUGUAAUUUUUUCAUGCGGCUAGGAGCAAGAUGAUUCCGCAAGGUUUUUGCACGUCGGAAUGUUAGGGCUGGUUUUUCAGGUAAUAUUCAUUUUAAAAUGGGGUCAGAAAGUAAAAUAGGCCAGUGCUUAGACAGAAUAUUACGAAUAUUGGCAGUGCAGGAAUUAUAAUUAGUGAUAAAAUAAAAUUUUCUGUCUAAGGUACCUUUUUUUUAUUUUGAUUGAUAUUCCUUUUGGGAACAAUUAGAUUUUUCUGUUGUAGUUUUUUUUAACUCUAUUAAAAGCAUAAUUUUAAACUUUUGUCGGAUACCCUUUUU
This is a messenger RNA of Hyla sarda, 4989 nucleotides long. RefSeq names its product inter-alpha-trypsin inhibitor heavy chain H3-like. The transcript is spliced from 20 exons. Lineage: Eukaryota; Metazoa; Chordata; Amphibia; Anura; Hylidae. The record is from RefSeq and is a predicted model, not a curated record. The coding region runs from base 94 to 2673 and encodes 859 amino acids.